Molecule: messenger RNA, 2142 nt
Organism: Desarmillaria tabescens
Lineage: Eukaryota; Fungi; Basidiomycota; Agaricomycetes; Agaricales; Physalacriaceae
Product: general substrate transporter
Exons: 18
Coding region: 392-1909 (505 amino acids)
Biological process (GO): transmembrane transport; carbohydrate transport
Cellular component (GO): membrane
Molecular function (GO): carbohydrate:proton symporter activity
Source: RefSeq, a predicted model, not a curated record
UUUCAAUCAACUUUCAAUCGUAAGUAUAGUCCUUUCACCUGCAAUAGAUCUAUGCUUGGGCAUUAUAAGCGUCAUGCGUGGAAUCUGGGCCGCUACGUUCAAGUUUAAUUCUACGAGGCUAGUCGCUCGAGAUCAGUACCAAACAGUUACCGGUCCACCGGACCGCUACGGUUCUCUCAUACCUUAACCCUGUGAUGCUCUUACGAUAAAAAAUGGCCGUUACAAGAGCUAGAGCGUUCAGAUGACCUCCUGCACCACUUUUCGCGGCGCCCAUAAUGAUAAAAGACAUCCCACGGACCGUAGAAAAACAGUGGCCCUAGGUGCACUGGAAGUAUUAAUCCCGCUUCCUUUUUUCCCCGCAUUCCCCCACUACCCCACCCCCACAAUCAACAUGUGGAUUAUGCCAUUGCGAGGGAAAUAUAUGGUGUGGGCCAUAACGGCUUGCUGCUGCCAAGGCUUCCUCCUCCUUGGAUAUGAUCAAGGCGUUAUGAGCGGAAUUAUCGGUGCCGACAACCAGUUCGGACAGGAUUUCAACCGUCCGGAUGCAACAGCCCAAGGAACUAUUGUAGCAAUCUAUGAUAUCGGCUGUGCAGUCGGGAGCUUGGUGGUCUUUUUCUGGGGUGAAUCCGUUGGACGAAAACGAAUGAUCAUGUCAGGUGCUACCAUCAUGCUUAUCGGUACCGCCAUUCUCACGAGCUCGACGACGAGAGCUCAGCUAUAUGUUGGGCGCAUUGUGACCGGCUUCGGUAAUGGCUUUAAUUCUUCUUCAAUUCCGGUGUAUCAAUCAGAAACAUGCGCCGGGCAUAUCCGAGGAGCUUUAGUCUGCUUAAACUCUACGAUUACGAUCGUAGGACUAGUCAUAGCUUACUGGCUGGACUACGGUAUGAGCUUCGUGGAAGGACCAAGUCAAUGGCGUCUACCGAUCGGUUUCCAAGCCGUCUUCGCGCUAUGCCUUCUUCUACAAGCCAUGGUACUUCCCGACUCGCCUAGAUGGCUCAUUGCCCAUGGGUACAAGGAAGAAGGCGCUCGAGUCAUAGCCAUGCUUGAAGAUCGUGAUAGUCCAGACCAUCCUGACGUCGUGAGAGCACAAAGGGAGAUAGAACUGUCUUUGGAGCAGGAGAGCGCUGGAGGACCGUUUAGGUAUAAAGAGUUGCUGGAGAACGGUCCCAUUGGCAACUUUCGCCGGAUAUGCCUCUGUAUAGGUAUAAAUGUCAUGCAACAGUUUACCGGUUCGAAUAUGAUCAACUACCUCGCACCCGUGGUAUACCAGAACACGAUGGGCCUUUCGCGAAACCUUUCUUUAAUCCUCGGGGGAUGCACUUCGAUCACCUACAUGUUCGCUUCAUUCAUCCCUCUUUGGACCGUCGAUCGCUAUGGCCGCAGGCCUUUGCUCAUGAUAUCUGCUACUGGCCUCUCAACAUGUUUUAUCAUAGCCUCUGCCCUUCUGUCGACUGGAAGUAGAUCCGCGGCUUAUGGUGCCACAGCUAUGGUAUUCAUAUUCCAGAUAUUCCUAGGAAUUGGGUUCCUCCCUAUCCCAUGGCUUUAUCCAGCGGAGAUCAGCACCACUCGUAUUCGUGCUCGAGGAUCUGCGAUAUCAAGUUUCUUCAAUUGGAUGUGUGUCUUCGCUGUCGUUGAAAUGACACCACCUGCUAUCCAGAAUAUCAAUUGGCGUGUCUUCAUCAUCUUCGCGAUAUUCAACGCUUGCUGGGUUCCAGUUGUUUAUUUCUUCUUCCCUGAAACGCGGGGCCUAGAGUUGGAAGCUAUAGAUCAUAUCUUUGAGAAGGGAGGUAUCACCGGUGGGGUUUGGAGCAGCCGUGGACGCACAGUUGUAGGCAACCCUGUGGCCAAAGCGGUGAAAGCGGAGGCUGAAGUUGAUGUCAAAGAGGACGCGAUGAAGGAAGACGCAUAGGAACUUCGGCAGUUCCUUUCACGGGUGUCCCUUACUGCUCGGAGCUUUGGUAGAUGAUUUCUUUUUCUGUCAUGACAAAGUCUGCUCUUCACCAAUUUCUACGUGUCAUCUCAGUCACUGCGAACUCAUAAAGAAGGAUGGGCCGGUGCAUCUGAAAACUCUAAAUCCAGGGAUGAUUAGAAUGCUGUAUUGAGAUCGACAGAACAAUACAAGUGUUUUUCCCAUAUUCCGUA